AUGGCCAGACCGAGCUCGGCUCGGGGCAAAAGCCCCUUGCCAUCAAAGUCACAGGCUGCGGCCAAGGGAAAAAGCACCUCGUACCAGUCUGAUGGUGUAGAGGACAACGAUGUCUUUCUGCUCCCCGGCACGGAUUACCUCGUGCUUCUUGCCCUGACUAUUGUUGGUGCUGCUGUGCGCAUCUUCAGAAUCUCGCAGCCCACCAGCGUUGUCUUUGACGAAGUCCACUUUGGUGGUUUCGCUUCCAAGUACAUCAAGGGAAAGUUCUUCAUGGAUGUUCACCCUCCUCUGGCCAAGAUGCUGAUUGCCCUGACCGGCUGGCUCGCUGGCUUCGACGGUGACUUUGACUUCAAGGACAUUGGCAAGGACUACUUGGAACCUGGUGUUCCUUACGUUGCCAUGCGCCUCUACCCUGCUCUCUGUGGCAUAUUUCUGAUUCCGUGCAUCUUCCUGACUCUCAAGGCUGUCGGCUGCCGUACUUUUACUGCAGCCAUGGGUGCUGGCCUGAUCAUCUUUGAAAACGGUCUCCUUACCCAGGCUCGUCUCAUCCUCCUCGACGCUCCUCUUGUUGCCGCCACCGCCUUCACCGCUCUCGCCUUCAGCUGCUUCACCAACCAGCAUGAGCUCGGUCCCUCCAAGGCUUUCAGCGCUACCUGGUGGUUCUGGCUGUCCAUGACCGGCCUUGGACUGGGUAUCACCGGUAGCAUCAAGUGGGUUGGUCUCUUCACCAUUGCCUGGGUUGGUGCCUUGACCCUCAUCCAGCUCUGGGUUCUCCUCGGCGACAACAAGAACGUCUCUCUCCCGACGUGGUUCAAGCACUUCGCCGCCCGUGUUUUCUGCCUCAUCAUCAUUCCCGCCAUCUUCUACCUGGCCAUGUUCGCUAUCCACUUCCUCUGCCUCGUCAACCCCGGCGACGGUGAUGGAUUCAUGAGCUCCGAGUUCCAGGCCACCCUCAACCACAAGGGCAUGAACGAUGUCGCUGCCGAUGUCCUCAUGGGCAGCCGCGUUAGCAUCCGCCACGUAAACACCCAAGGCGGAUACCUGCACUCCCACCCUCUGAUGUACCCUACCGGCUCCAAGCAGCAGCAAAUCACCCUUUACCCGCACAAGGACGACAACAACAUCUGGCUGCUCGAGAACCAGACCCAGCCUCUUGGAAUCGACGGCGAGCCCAUUAACGGAACGCAAGCCUGGGACAACCUCCCCGAGCCCCAGUACAUCAAGGACGGCACCGUCCUUCGUCUCUUCCACACUCCCACUUUCCGCCGCCUCCACUCCCACGAUGUUCGCCCUCCUGUGUCCGAGGCUGAGUGGCAAAACGAAGUUUCUGCUUACGGAUACGAAGGCUUCGAGGGUGAUGCCAAUGACUACUUCAAGGUUGAAAUUGUUAAGAAGCAGUCUGAGGGUGCCGUUGCCAAGGAGCGUCUCCGCACCAUCGAGACCAAGUUUCGUCUUGUCCAUCUCAUGACUGGCUGUGUGCUCUUCUCCCACAAGGUCAAGCUGCCUGACUGGGCUUCCGAGCAGCAAGAGGUUACCUGCGCCAAGGGCGGCAGUCUUCCCAACAGUCUGUGGUACAUCGAGCACAACGAGCACCCCAUGCUCGGUGAGGAUGCUGAAAAGGUCAACUACCGCAAGCCCGGCUUCUUUGGCAAAUUCAUUGAGCUUCACAAGGUCAUGUGGAAGACCAACGCUGGUCUCACCGACUCUCACGCCUGGGAUUCUCGCCCUGAGUCUUGGCCCAUUCUGCGCCGUGGUAUCAACUUCUGGGGCCGCAACCACACCCAGAUCUACCUCUUGGGUAACCCCAUCGUCUGGUGGUCCGUCACUCUGACUGUUGCCAUCUGGGUCGCCUUCAAGGGCAUUGCCAUUCUCCGCUGGCAGCGCAGCUGCGACGAUUACUCCAACCCCGUCGUCAAGCGCUUCGACUACGAACUCGGCAGCUCGAUUCUUGGCUGGGCUCUGCACUACUUCCCCUUCUUCCUGAUGAAGCGUCAGCUCUUCCUCCACCACUACUUCCCGGCUCUUUACUUUGGUGUUAUUGCUCUCAGUCAGAUGUUUGACUUUGCCACCGCUCGCUUCGGUGGCAUGGGCAAGAACUUGCCCGUCAUCAACCGUGCCGCGACGUCGCUGUUCCUGAUUCUCGCCAUUGCCGCCUUUGCCCUAUACAGCCCUCUGGCCUACGGCAACGAGUGGACCAAGGGCGAGUGCAACACCCUCAAGCUCUUCUCGAACUGGGACUUUGACUGCAACACCUUUUACGACAAGUACGAGGACUACGCCUCGGCCCGCAGCGCGGUCUUUAACGCCACCGCUGUCGCUGCCCCCUCUUCCGAGACCUCCAUCGUCGCCAAGGAGGAGAAGAUAGAGUUCCGUGAUCAGGAUGGCAACCUGUUGAGCGACGAGCAGGUUGAAGAGCUCAAGGGCAAGGUUGACUUUGAGACCAAGUACGAGACGAGAACACGCGUCGUGGAUGACCUUGGCGCCGAGAUUCCCGCUCCCGACGGCGGAUGGGAAGGCAAGAUUGGCGGCGCCGGUGUUGCCCCUCCCCACCCGGACGUUGACGGCGUCGACGAAAAGACGGUCGCUGGCAAGGAGGCCGCAGCGGCCAAGGAUGCCGCGGCCAGCCGCGAUGGCGAGAAGGAGGCUGAGGGCUCCAAGGCCAAGCCUGCCAGCGAAGGCAAGGAAGCUACUCGCAAGGACGAGCUGUAA
This is a messenger RNA of Akanthomyces muscarius, 2709 nucleotides long. RefSeq lists its product as uncharacterized. NCBI's taxonomy places the organism in Eukaryota, Fungi, Ascomycota, Sordariomycetes, Hypocreales, Cordycipitaceae. The record is from RefSeq and is a predicted model, not a curated record. Gene Ontology annotation, biological process: protein O-linked glycosylation via mannose. Gene Ontology annotation, molecular function: dolichyl-phosphate-mannose-protein mannosyltransferase activity. The coding region runs from base 1 to 2709 and encodes 902 amino acids. Gene Ontology annotation, cellular component: endoplasmic reticulum; membrane. The transcript is spliced from 3 exons.